UCUUCAGGAGUGGAUGAAUUGCAAAGUGCGCCGGAGAAAGCAGCUCCAAUCCGUCUCGUGCCGUGGACCGAGCAGCACACAGCAGUCAGUGAGAUAUUCACAGUUCUGUUCUUUCUCCAUGAUUCCGUCGGUGCAGGUGCAUCCUCGCAAGAUGGUAGUGGCGCCGCAUUCUCAGUCUCGCGGUGGAGGCGGCAGCACCUCGGACAACACCAGCAACAGAAACAGAAUGGAGUCACAGGGUGCCCGACUGCUGCUGGACCUUUUCCUCUUCUUGCUCACCUCUGUCUACUACGUCCUGGAGGCGUGCGUGCUCACCCUGCUACCACUCAGGUUCCGCUGCGACCCUGACCGCCUCCGGGGGCAGGUUGCUCUAGUCACCGGUGGUGCGGGAGGCGUCGGACGCUUCCUCUGCGUCAAACUCGCCCAGAGAGGCACAACCGUCGUCGUCUGGGACGUCAAUGCCGAAGGUAUCAAGGAAACCGUAAAGGCGGUGCAGGCCGCGGGUGGAAAAGCAUUAGGCUACGUUUGCGACCUCUCGAGCAGGGCUUCCAUCUACGAGACGGCCGAAAAAGUCAAGAUAGAAGUUGGAAAGGUGGACAUCGUCGUCAACAAUGCCGCAAUGCUCAACUGCAAGUUGAUGCUUGACAUCGAAGACGAGAAAAUCGAGCGCACUUUUGAUGUCAACAUUCUCGCACACUUUUGGAUGGCCAAGGCGUUCCUCCCCGAGAUGAUUAGCUCGCAAAGGGGCCACAUCGUGACUGUUGCCAGCGUCACCGGCAUCCUUGGCACUUACAUGUGCUCCGACUAUAGUGCCACAAAGUUCGCCGCCUGCGGAUUCCACGAAGUGCUCUACACCGAGCUACAGGUGGAGAAGAAGACGGGAGUCGACUGCACGUUGGUGUGUCCCUACCACAUUAACACUCCCAUGUUCCAGGGAGUGAAGCCUAGGUUAAGACCGUGUCUAGAGCCGGAAUACGUGGCUGAAAAAAUUGUACUUGCCAUCCUCAAGAAGGAAAACUUCGUUAUCUUGCCCAAUAUCCUCAGAUGGUUUUUCCCAGUCAAAUUUUUCCUACCAGCAAAGAUGUGUUGGUCACUAAUGUAUAAUGUGCUGCAAACGCCGCAGGCCAUGAUGAAGUUUAACGGCCACGAAGAAAAAAGCAAAAUCAACUAAAAUCAGCGAUUUGUUACUUUAGUUUUAAUUUUGUAAUAUUAAGUGCAAUAUAAUGUAGGAAUAAGUUAUUUAAAGAAACGUCUAUAAAAUAUAAAGCAUAAUUUUUCAUGCAGAAA
This is a messenger RNA of Cloeon dipterum, 1287 nucleotides long. RefSeq names its product epidermal retinol dehydrogenase 2-like. The transcript has 8 exons. The record is from RefSeq and is a predicted model, not a curated record. Gene Ontology annotation, molecular function: oxidoreductase activity, acting on the CH-OH group of donors, NAD or NADP as acceptor. NCBI's taxonomy places the organism in Eukaryota, Metazoa, Arthropoda, Insecta, Ephemeroptera, Baetidae. The coding region runs from base 14 to 1171 and encodes 385 amino acids. Gene Ontology annotation, cellular component: lipid droplet.